AUGGCCCAACCACAGUUGACCUGGAUGUCAUCACAGAUUCUUCGCGUUUUCCCCAAUCUUGCAGCGCAAGAUGAUAAGAUUGCGUGGAACCUCACUAGCUCGCAUCCGCCGUACCCUCAUGUUUGGGUCGGCACAGCAGCGUGCAGGCUUCUUGGACUUCUUUCCACCGCUGUACCCGUUGCUAUUUCACGGGUGAAUCUCGACGGAGGCCAUCCCCUUUCGAGAGACGGGGUGCUAGACGCUGCCAAUAAUCUCUUAACAGGUUGA
Messenger RNA from Laccaria bicolor S238N-H82, 267 nucleotides. RefSeq lists its product as uncharacterized. The transcript has 2 exons. The coding region runs from base 1 to 267 and encodes 88 amino acids. NCBI's taxonomy places the organism in Eukaryota, Fungi, Basidiomycota, Agaricomycetes, Agaricales, Hydnangiaceae. The record is from RefSeq and is a predicted model, not a curated record.